AGUGUGUUUGUGUUUUUGCCACCUUCUUCUGUAAACACUUUCUUGUGGCAAUUUGAGGCAUUUUUAGAGAUAAUUAUUGCGUGAAAAGCAUCCCAAGUGUGCCAAUACUGUGUUCCAAUCUCGUCAAAUUGAGUGCCAUUGCAAAAUGUCUCACUACAAAUUGGUCGUUGUCGGUGGAGGCGGAGUAGGAAAGUCCGCACUUACAAUUCAGUUUAUUCAGAGCUACUUCGUCACCGACUACGACCCCACAAUUGAGGACUCCUACACGAAGCAGUGCGUGAUUGACGAUGUCCCGGCCAAGUUGGACAUUCUCGACACGGCCGGCCAGGAGGAGUUCAGUGCCAUGAGAGAGCAAUACAUGCGGUCCGGAGAGGGAUUCCUCCUUGUCUUCUCCCUCACGGACCACUCGAGUUUCAUGGAGAUCGCCAAAUUCCAGAAGCAAAUCCUCCGCGUGAAGGAUCGCGACGAGUUCCCAAUGAUUCUCGUGGGCAACAAGUCGGAUCUCGAGGCACAGCGCCGAGUGUCGCUGGAAGAGGCGCAGCAGCUGUGCCGCCAGCUGGGCAUUCCCUACAUUGAGUGCAGUGCCAAGCACCGCGUCAACGUGGAUCAGGCCUUCCACGAGCUCGUGCGGAUCGUAAGGAAAUUCCAGGAGGCCGAGAGGCCCUUCUUCGAGGAGAAGUACAAAAAGAGGAACAAACGAAAGUGCACAAUUCUCUAACUUCGGUGAGAAACUGCCGCACAAGAUUGAAUUUCUCGAAAUAUAGCAAAAAAUGGGAGGAGAGAGUUCUUAACUUAUUAAGAGAGAUGAAACAGGUGCCUAAUUAAUAUUCUAAAUAUACACGAGGGGAUGCUCAAAGUGCGUCCUUCAUCUCGAUAAUCAUGCAAUAUUCGUCUUCGUUACGCGUCUCGAGGAUAUCAUUCUCACUCCUAAGAUUGUGUACUCUUGUAUGUUUUCUUUUUUACUAUAAAAAAAUUUUGUUUUCUAAUAUAAGGUAAAUAAUUACGUGUUGCGCACAUAAGAUAGGAAGCUCGUAAACUAGCUAUUUUCUCCCUCUUGUCAUACAAAGAUUUUUUUCUUUUUCUACAACUCAUUUGAUAAGUGGAAAAGUGUUAUAUUAUCGCUAAAUUGCAUAAUUCCUUUCUCUACUUCGAAUAAGUGUAUUUUUAGGGAUAAUGCAGCGGUAUGUAACUUUCUAUUUACAUUUUACAACGUUAAUUUGUUAAGCUUUAAUGCUGCGAUGUCAAAAUGGAAAAUUGUAGUCGAUGAUAAUGUG
Messenger RNA from Phlebotomus argentipes, 1274 nucleotides. RefSeq names its product ras-like protein 2 (gene Ras64B). Lineage: Eukaryota; Metazoa; Arthropoda; Insecta; Diptera; Psychodidae. Gene Ontology annotation, biological process: signal transduction. The record is from RefSeq and is a predicted model, not a curated record. The transcript has 3 exons. Gene Ontology annotation, cellular component: plasma membrane. Gene Ontology annotation, molecular function: GTP binding; GDP binding; GTPase activity. The coding region runs from base 146 to 718 and encodes 190 amino acids.